UCAGCUGUUGUGGAAAAACCUCAGUUGAGGCGGGAAGAUCCAAGAAAGUGUACACACUACCGCAAUAUGAUUACCUACAAUCUGAUGUGUUGGGGUUUAUUCUUCUACAUUCUGUUGAAUGCGGUCCGGGGAAUUUUGACGGCCACCCAAACCUUGGGAGAUCAAAAUCGCCUGAACAAGGGCCUGGAAAUCUAUCGCUAUAUGAAUCAGCAAGUUAAUCCCUGUGAUGAUUUUUAUGAAUUUGCUUGUGGCAACUGGAAUACCUAUAACUCAGCGGCGGCCAAGAGGAAAUCGGCUACGGGGCUAUUUCAUAGUCUCCGUGAGGAAAGGGAUCAAAAAAUUCUGCUUCUGAUGAACACCAAUGAUCCACACGACACCAACGUCGAUAAAAAGGUGAAAAAUUUCUACAAAUCAUGCAUGAAUCUGCCGAAUUUCAAGAGUUCCUAUACGGCAAGAUUGGUGGAAAUUAUGUCUGAAUUUGGUCAAAUGCCAGCCAUGGCGGGAGACUAUUGGCAGGAGCAGACCUUCGAUUGGCAGGCGACUAUUGCAGCCAUUGCCCAUAAGUAUGGUAUCAUUACCAUUACGGGGGCCGAGAUCAGUGUAGACUUUGCCGAUAAUACCAAGAAUCGUAUAUAUCUGAGUGAACAACAACUGGCCCUGGAAUCCAGAGAUAUUUACCUCAACCCCGCCAAUGCGGGCUUUGUCAAAAACUACAUCAACAGUAUUGCCAACAAGCUGUACAUCUUCCUGGGCCUCGAUGUCAAUGUGGGUCGUCAGGUUGCCACCGAAAUGGUCCAGCUGGAAACUAACCUCGCCAGGGGCAUGGCUGACUCCAAGAAAAUCAACAAACUGGCCGAUCUCUACACCCUCAACACCAUGGAUGAGAUCCAACAAAUAACCUAUCCCUAUUUGAAUAUCAAUAAAUUGGUAGAAGAAUCACUGGGAACCCUGCCCGAUUUCAAGGUAUAUUGGAGUCCAGACUACAUUAAGAACAUGAUUAGAACUCUGCAGCAGACACCCAAACGUGUGGUGGCCAACUACGUAUUCUACCAUCUAAUUGAGAAAUUUAUGCUGGUCAUUCCCCAAACCCAACCCCAGCUACAGGACAUGUGUCUAAGGCAAAUGAAAACCUAUUUUUCCAAGAAUUUUGACAACAUGCUUUAUCGCAAAUACAACAUGGAUGACACGGAACGGGGGGUGAAUGCCAUGUGGCAGGACAUAAAGGCCACCUUCAUAGAGGCCCUGAAAUCGCCUCACCAAUAUGCCUGGAUUCGGGCCGACACCCGCAGUUAUGCUGUGGAAAAAAUCAAGGCCAUGAAAAUGGAAAUUGUCUCGUAUAAAAAUUAUGAUUUUGAAACGGUCUUCAGGCCCUUCCAGGUGAACGCCCAUGAUUUUGUGGAAAAUCUUCAAUCGCUGUUUGCCUUGGGAACGCAACAGAAACGUAAUGCAAUAUACCUGCCACCCCAGCCCUUGGAUCUGAGUGAACGCAUUGCCACCACUCCGGUUAAUGUACUCAUCGAAAAUGCCGUCAAGGUUCCAGUUUCCAUACUCCAACCCAACUAUGCCUGGUCGGCCUCCUUUGCCAAUGCCUUUAACUUUGGCAUACUGGGAGCUCUCCUGUCGCACGAACUCAUGCAUGGUCUCGAUGUCCAUGGCCGGCAUCAUGAUGCCCAGGGCAACAGCCUGGAAUGGUGGGAUCCAGAAUCCAGCCGUGAUUUCAAUGCCCGCUCCCAAUGUUUCAAUGCCCAAUAUCAGCGAUACAUUUUCCAUGGUCAACAUUUACCCGAUAUGCCGGCUCAGGGUGAGAACAUUGCCGAUAAUGGUGGUGUCCGUUUGGCCUUCGCUGCCUAUGUUAAAUGGCUGGAAAAAGCUUUGGCCACCAACCCCCGUGGUGUCAACGAAUCAAUGCCUCCCGUCAACUAUUCAGAUCGUAAGCUGUUCUUCAUCAGUUAUGCCCAGCUGUGGUGUAACGAUAUCACGCCAGCAUUCCGUAAAUAUUUAGCAUCAGUGGAUAAUCAUGUACCAGAUAGGUUCAGAGUCAUAGGACCACUGUCGAAUUUUGAUGGGUUUGCCGAGGAAUUCCAAUGUCCCAAGGGCAGUGGCAUGAAUCCAGUGCAGAAGUGUGAGAUUUAUUGAGAUGACAGGUUAUGUAAUGGAAGAAGAGAUGGCAAAUUAAAAAAGUUUGUUUUGAGGCCAAUGUUGAUUUUGUUAUGUAGACAAUAGUUACGUUAGUUCCGAAUUAUAUUUAAGAUUUACAAUUUGUUU
Messenger RNA from Musca domestica (house fly), 2265 nucleotides. RefSeq names its product neprilysin-4. Gene Ontology annotation, cellular component: plasma membrane. Gene Ontology annotation, biological process: protein processing. Gene Ontology annotation, molecular function: metalloendopeptidase activity. The transcript has a single exon. Lineage: Eukaryota; Metazoa; Arthropoda; Insecta; Diptera; Muscidae. The coding region runs from base 67 to 2136 and encodes 689 amino acids. The record is from RefSeq and is a predicted model, not a curated record.